Molecule: messenger RNA, 1550 nt
Organism: Striga asiatica
Lineage: Eukaryota; Viridiplantae; Streptophyta; Magnoliopsida; Lamiales; Orobanchaceae
Source: the annotation of a GenBank genome assembly
GCCUUGUAUCGACUGGUGCGCUUCCCUUUUUCUUCAUUUUCAUAUUCCUUUUGUCUGAUCAAUUCAUGAUCUCAUGGAUGACGAAAUUAAACAACAGACCAGACUUAUAGUAAACACUUACUACAAAUUUAAUCAUCCAUCUUUAAAUCUUCUGCACUCUCCAAUCUCAAAAAUUAUAUAAUUACAGUAAAUAUUGAGUCCAAUUGAGAAAAAUAUGGUGGGGAAAAUAGCCAGUGCCUGGGCUGCCAGGGACUCAUCUGGUCAUCUUUCACCUUACUCUUUCCAUCUCAGGGAAAAAGGCCCCGAGGAUGUGGUGUUGAAAGUGUUGUACUGUGGAGUUGACCAUACAGACCUUCAUCAGGCCAGGGGUGAACUGACUAGCAGCAUCACCAAAUACCCUUUUGUUCCAGGCCAUGAAAUUGUUGGAGAAAUUGUUGAGCUUGGAUCACUAGUUAAGAAAUUCAAAGAAGGGGAUAUAGUUGGAGUUGGAGGGAUUAUUGGCUCUUGUGGAGAAUGUAGUUUAUGCAAAUCCAAUUUGGAGCAAUAUUGCAGUAACAAAGUGUUCACUUACAACCACAUCUACAACGACGGGACCCCCACGCACGGCGGAUUUUCUUCCGCUAUGGUUGUUCAUCACAGUUUUGCAGUUAAAAUCCCGGACAAGCUGGCGCCAGAACAGGCUGCCCCGCUGUUAUGCGCAGGCGUGACUGCUUAUAGUCCUCUCAAACAAUUCGAGGGUAUUUCUGGAAAAGUCAUCAGCGGAGGAGUAUUAGGAUUGGGAGGCGUCGGUCACCUGGCUGUCGUAAUAGCAAAAGCAAUGGGCCAUCAUGUGACCGUUAUAAGUUCUUCGGACAAUAAACGGCAAGAGGCAAUCGAGCAUUUGCAAGCUGACUCUUUCCUCGUGAGCACGGAUGAACAUGAAAUGAAUUUGGCAGCCAACAGCCUCGAUUACAUUCUCGACACAGUCCCUGUUGUUCACCCCUUGGAACCCUACCUCAAGCUCUUGAAAGCAGAAGGAAAAUUGGUGAUUGUUGGGGCUGCUACUCGUCCGCUUCAGUUUCUGGCUUCCGACAUAAUUCAAGGGAAAAAGAUGAUCACGGGAAGUUUGCUAGGGAGCAUGAAGGAUAUGGAGGAGCUGCUGGAGAUGUGGGUGGAGAAGGGGUUGAAGAGCUUGAUUGAGGUGGUGAAAAUGGACUAUGUGAAUGAGGCUUUUGAAAGGAUGGGAAAGAAUGAAGUGAGGUACAGGUUCGUGCUUGAUGUAGCCAGCAGUAACCUUUGAGCCAAUGUACAUUUAUUGAAUAAAGUUUGGAUUCGUAUUUGAACAUCAAGAAUUUGUGUAGGGUUGAGAUUUGCAGUUGAAAUUGUCGUGUGGGCCGAGAAUACUUUUCUAUGUUUUGUCUCGUUGUAACAAGUAUUUGGACACGUUUCAUGAUUGUUUUGGUUAUUGGAAAUUGAGUAAUUUAGUUUUGAUUAUCCUAAAAUGAUUAGUUUCUCGAAAGGCAUAACUACACCCUGUAUCGUAAGAUACUAGGAUGAGAAUUGAUCUGUAG